GGAUGCUUACAGAAUCAAUCAAUUUGUGAUUGAUUGUAAACAAUCAUCCGACGUCAAUUCCGUAACAUCUCUUAUCAAAAAUAUCUGUUAGUGCUUUGCGAAACAUUUUUUCUAUUCAGUAUAACUCUUUUAUGUUAUCAAGAAGUUUAAUUUAAAAUGGCUAGUUCUCUAUUGUUAGCUGGUAGAGUUGCUAUUAUAACAGGAGGUGGAGGAGGUAUCGGACGGACUGUAAGCAAACUUUUCGCUAAAGAAGGUGCUACAGUCAUUGCUACUGAUAACAAUGAAUCUGCUUUAAAGGAAACUAUCCAAAUGAUGCCUGAUGCUGAUAAACAUUUUUCCCAUGUUAUUGAUGUUUCUCAAAGUGAGUCUGUUGCAUCUUUCGUGCAAAAGAUUUCAAAAGAGUGUCCUACUCCUGAUGUUUUGGUUAACUGUGCUGGCAUUACUAGAGAUUGUCUGAUGGUAAAAAUGACUGAAACAAUGUUCGACGAUGUAAUUAAAGUGAACUUAAAAGGUACCUACUUAAUGACGCAAGCUGUAACUAAACUUAUGAUGGAAAAGCAGGUACAAAGUGGAUCAGUUGUUAAUAUUUCAAGUGUAUCAGCUAAAGGUAAUUUAGGGCAAUGUAAUUAUUCUGCUUCUAAAGCUGGCGUUGAAGGAUUUACAAAAUCUGCUGCCAUUGAGUUGGCUCGUCAUAACAUUCGAUGUAAUGCUGUGGUUCCUGGUUUUAUAAAUACUCAGAUGUUGAGUACAAUACCUGAUAAAGUUAUGGAAAAAGUUGUAAAAAGUAUUCCUCUCCAGAGAUUAGGUGAACCAGAAGAGAUUGCUGAGGUUUGUGCCUUCCUAGCUUCCAAGAGAAGCUCUUAUGUAACUGGAAGCAUAAUUCAAGUUUCAGGCGGUCUUAUGCUUUAAUAUAAAACUGAAACCUGUAAUACGUUUAAAAUAAAUUGUAGAUAUGAGUACACCUGAAGUAUUUUUUAUAAUAUUUCAUUUUCUUUUAAGUAAUUUCUGCAAUUUUUAGUUUUAUCAUUUUUCCUGAAAAUUAAAGUGUCUAUUGAUUUUGAUGUGUAUAUUGUUUUUGCUCUGCAUUCUUUACAAUAUUAAUUUAAACAAAAUAUGCUGGCUUAAAAUAUUAUCCUACCUUUAGCUUUAAAACUCCUUAUUGUUAUUUAAAUAUCCACGUCUUGAGAAUGCAUAAAUUGUGAUUUUUUUUAAAAUUACUUAAUUAAGGUGUGGAGCUGAAUCCUUACUAGAAAUAUGCAGCUAUAGAACUGAAAAAUUUUGCACUUUUCUGUUUUGGUAAAAUGGCAACACCACUUUUAUUGAACUUUGCGUAUUCAGAUAUGUUAAAGACAGAAUCAGCUUAGCUAAAAUUUUGUCAAGGUCUGUAUUGUGGAAGCAUUAAAAUGUUUAAUACUUUUAAAA
Molecule: messenger RNA, 1422 nt
Organism: Parasteatoda tepidariorum (common house spider)
Lineage: Eukaryota; Metazoa; Arthropoda; Arachnida; Araneae; Theridiidae
Product: (3R)-3-hydroxyacyl-CoA dehydrogenase
Biological process (GO): fatty acid biosynthetic process
Molecular function (GO): oxidoreductase activity, acting on the CH-OH group of donors, NAD or NADP as acceptor; quinone binding
Source: RefSeq, a predicted model, not a curated record